AGUAGGGGGCGACUUUUUUAAACGAUUUUGCGUUCCUUGUGUGGACAAAAGAAAGACACACUGACUGAACCAAAUAUAAUUUACAUACGGCAUAGGCUACCCAACCUGAUCAACUGAAAAAAUGCCUAAACUACAGUUGUUGCGUUUAUUUUUAAAUGAGCGUUUAUCGGAGUCUGCUGCUGUGGAGAUUUUCGAAGCAGUUGAGAAAGCGGUAGCGGAGUACCAGGAGGAGAAUGAUCGGCUACGGAGACUGCUGCGGUUCACACCAGAGAUACAACUAUGUAGAAUAGACUCCCUGCAGUUCUCUCUUGCUGUCUCUGAAGAGAAGGUUCCCCCUGAGCAGCAGCACUGUGGGCAGGAGUGGAGCUCCAGUCUGGGGCAGGAGGACCCAGAGCCCACACAGAUCAAAGAGGAACAGGAGGAACUCCGGAUCAGUCAAGAGGAAGAGCGGUUUCAAGGGUUGGAGGCUGACAUCACAGAGUUCAAAUUCCCUCCUACCUGUGUGAAAUAUGAAUGUGAUCAGGAGGACCCACUUCAGUCCAUGACUGAACAGACUAUGGAGAACAGAGAGAGUGACUCCAAACCAGUUGAUCUCAAACCUUUUGGGACUGUGACCCGCCUAAAGGGUCUCGACAUUCCCUUUGACCCUCCAGGUAGUCAAAACAAUGCCUCCAGUCACAGCUCUGCUACAAGCAGCGACCAUGUAGGACUUAACAGCAGCCCACCAUUGGAUCUAAUUGUGCACAAACUGGCUCACACGGGGAAGAAACUAUUUAGCUGUGGUGACUGUGGGAAAAGCUUCAGUCAAAAGGAACACCUAGGGAACCAUGUACGCAUUCACACAGGAGAGAAACCGUUUAGCUGUGGUGACUGCGGGAAAAGCUUCACUGUCAAGGGGAACCUAACAGUGCACAAACUGGCUCACACUGGAAAGAAACCAUUUAGUUGUGGUGACUGCGGGAAAAGCUUCUAUCAGAGCCAGGAACUAACUGCGCAUAUACGGACUCACACUGGGGAGAAACCGUUUAGCUGUGGUGACUGUGGGAAAAGGUUUUAUCACAAGAUUACUCUAAACCGACACAUUCAGACUCACACAGGAGAGAAACCGUUUAUCUGUGGUGACUGUGGGAAAAGGUUUUAUCACAAGAUUACUCUAAACAGACACAUUCAGACUCACACAGGAGAGAAACCAUUUAUAUGUGGCGACUGUGGGAAAAGCUUCAGUCAGAAGGAACACCUAGGGAACCAUACACUGACUCACACAGGAGAGAAACCGUUUAGCUGUGGAGACUGUGGGAAAAGCUUCAGGCAGAAGGGGACCUUAAAUACGCAUAAACUGACUCACACGGGAGUGAAAUCAUUUAGCUGUGGAGACUGUGGGAAGAGCUUCAUUCUGAAGGGGUCCCUAAAGUUGCAUAUACAGACUCACACAGGUGUGAAACCAUUUAUAUGUGGAGACUGCGGGAAAGGCUUCUAUCUGAAGGGAGACCUAGGUAAGCAUAUACUGACUCACACAGGUGAGAAACCAUUUAGCUGUGGAGACUGUGGGAAAAGCUUCAGGCAGAAGGGGACCUUAAAUACGCAUAAACUGACUCACACGGGAGUGAAAUCAUUUAGCUGUGGAGACUGUGGGAAGAGCUUCAUUCUGAAGGGGUCCCUAAAGAUGCAUAUACAGACUCACACAGGUGAGAAACCAUUUAGCUGUGGAGACUGCGGGAAAAGCUUCAGGCAGAAGUCGGCCCUAAAGACGCACACACGGACUCACACUGGAGAGAAGCCAUUUCACUGUGGAGACUGUGGGAAAAGAUUCAGUCAGAAUGGGGCCCUAAAGAAGCAUUUAUUGACUCACACAGGAGUGAAAUCAUUGUAGCUGUGGUGACUGUGGAAAAAGCUAUCAGAAAAGACACCUAACUGAACAUAUUCAGACUCACCCAGGAGUUAAACAACAUGACUGCUCAGUCUGUGACAGAACAUUCGUUACGGCUCAUCUGCUGAAGCAUGUUAAUAAUGUCUUCAAAGAAUGAAACGCGGGAGGACAAAUAUACAGUGGGGCAAAAAAUUAUUUAGUCAGCCACCAAUUGUGCAAGUUCUUCCACUUAAAAAGAUGAGAGGCCUGUAAUUUUCAUCAUAGGUACACUUCAACUAUGACAGACA
This is a messenger RNA of Oncorhynchus gorbuscha (pink salmon), 2154 nucleotides long. RefSeq names its product gastrula zinc finger protein XlCGF57.1-like. The record is from RefSeq and is a predicted model, not a curated record. Gene Ontology annotation, biological process: regulation of transcription by RNA polymerase II. Bases 122 to 1870 code for a protein of 582 amino acids. Gene Ontology annotation, molecular function: RNA polymerase II cis-regulatory region sequence-specific DNA binding; DNA-binding transcription factor activity, RNA polymerase II-specific. The transcript is spliced from 2 exons. NCBI's taxonomy places the organism in Eukaryota, Metazoa, Chordata, Actinopteri, Salmoniformes, Salmonidae.